GGGUCACACAAGGGUAGGACACACUGCAUCGCAGGCAGGCUUCUUCCAAGAUACCUGUCUCACCACCUGUCCCCAGAGAGAUAUCAGGAGGGGUGUGGCCGCCCUUCCGAAUCCGCCGGAGUGGGCGGGGUCUCUGGCUAAGUGGGUGGGACGCCAGGCGGGGCGAGAUCACGGAGGGAGUCCUAGUGCCUCCCCGAGGAGUCACCACCAGGCGGGCGGAGGAACCCCGCGCUGCGCUGGCGCUGCGGCUGCCGGUUGGGACAUGUGCUCACAGGAAGACUUCCAGGCACAGAGGAGCCAGCUGGUGGCACUGCUGGUCUCGGGGUCCUUGGAGGGCUUUGAGAGCAUCUUGGACUGGCUGCUGUCCUGGGAUGUGCUGUCCUGGGAGGACUAUGAGGGCCUCAGCCUCCCCGGCCAGCCUCUCUCCCAUUCUGCCAGGCGCCUCCUGGACACAGUCUGGAACAAGGGUGACUGGGGCUGUCAGAAGCUCCUUGAAGCUGUCCAGGAGUCCCAGGCUAACAGUCACAACCUUGAACUGCAUGGCUGCUGGGACACUCACUCGGUUCAUCCAACCAGAGUCCUGCAGAGUCACCGGCCAGCCAUUGUCCGGGGACUCUACAACCACGUAGAAGCCAUGCUGGAGCUGGCAAGGGAACGGGGAUUCCUGAGCCAGUACGAAUGUGAUGAGAUCAGGCUGCCAAUCUUCACGUCAUCCCAGAGGGCAAGAAGGCUGCUUGACCUCGCCACAGUGAAGGCAAAUGGACUGGCUGCCUUCCUUCUCCAGCACAUCAAAGAAUUACCUUCACCGUCCCUGCCUUAUGAAGCUGCUGAGUGUCAGAGGUUCCUAUCGAAGCUGAGGACCAUGGUGUCAGCCCAGUCGCGCUUCCUCAGUACUUACGAUGGCUCGGAGAACCUUUUCCUGGAGGAUAUAUACACGGAGAACAUCUUGGAGCUGUGGACAGAGGUGGGCACGGCUGGAGCCCUGCGGAAGAGCCCUGCCAUCCUGGGCCUGGAGGAGCUCUUUGGUACCCAUGGCCAUUUGAACAAAGAUGCAGACACUGUGCUGGUGGUGGGUGAAGCAGGCAGUGGUAAGAGCACUCUCCUGCAGCGGCUGCACUUGCUGUGGGCCACGGGGCAGAACUUCCAGGAGUUUCUCUUCGUUUUUCCGUUCAGCUGCCGGCAGCUGCAAUGCACGGCCAAGCCGCUGUCUCUAAAGAUGCUGCUCUUUGAGCAUUGCUGUUGGCCUGACGUUGGCCAGCACGAUGUCUUCCAGUUCCUCCUUGACCAUCCCGACCGUGUCCUGUUGACUUUUGAUGGCUUGGAUGAGUUCAAGUUCCGGUUCACAGACCGGGAGCGUCACUGCUCUCCGACUGACCCCACGUCAGUCCAGACUUUGCUUUUUAACCUUCUUCAGGGGAACCUGCUAAAGAAUGCUCGCAAGUUGCUGACCAGUCGUCCGGAUGCUGUGUCAGCUCUCCUCAGGAAGUUCGUCCGGACAGAAUACCACCUCAAGGGCUUCUCGGAAGAGGGCAUUGAACAGUACCUGAGGAAGCACCACCGGGAAGCUGGAGUGGCGGACCGCCUCAUCCGCCUGCUCCGAGCCACGUCGGCCCUGCAUGGUUUGUGCCACCUCCCUGUCUUUUCAUGGAUGGUGUCCAGAUGCCACCAGGAACUGUUGUUGCAGAGUGGGGGCUUCCCGACGACCAGCACGGACAUGUACCUCCUGAUCCUACAGCAUUUCCUGCUGCAUGCCUCCCCUCCGGAUUCCUUCCCUCUCAGCCUGGGACCCAGGCUCCUUCAAAGCCGCCUCUCCACCCUCCUGCACCUUGGCCACCUGGCUCUCCGGGGCCUGGCCGUGAGCUGCUACGUGUUCUCAGCCCAGCAGCUCCAGGCGGCACAGGUCGACGCUGAUGAUAUUUCUCUUGGUUUCCUGGUACGUGCCCAAAAUGUUGCGCCCGGGAGCAAGACACCCCUGGAAUUUCUGCACAUUACCUUCCAGUGCUUUUUUGCCGCGUUCUACUUGGCAGUCAGUGAGGACACGUCAGCGGCCUCACUCAGGCACCUCUUCAGCUGUGGCCGGCUGGGGAGCUCACUGCUGGUUCGGCUGCUGCCCAGCCUGUGUAUCCAGGGCUCCAGAGUCAGGAAGGGCAGCGAAGCGGCUCUCCUACAGAAGGCUGAGCCACACAACCUGCAGAUCACAGCGGCCUUCCUAGCGGGUCUGCUGUCCAAGGAGCACUGGGACCUGCUGGCCGCAUGCCAGGUCUCUAAGAGGGUGCUGCUCCAGCGCCAAGCAUGUGCCCGCUCCUGUCUGGCCCAGAGCCUUCGCGAACACUUCCACAACAUCCCGCCUGCCGUGCCUGGUGAGGCCAAGAGCAUGCAUGCCAUGCCUGGCUUCAUCUGGCUUAUCCGGAGCUUGUAUGAGAUGCAGGAGGAGCAGCUGGCACAGGAGGCUGUGCGUCGAUUGGACAUUGGGCACCUGAAGUUGACGUUUUGCAGGGUGGGCCCUGCAGAGUGUGCUGCCCUGGCCUUCGUGCUGAGGUACCUCCAGCGGCCUGUGGCCCUGCAGCUGGACCACAACUCUGUUGGAGAUGCUGGAGUGGAACAGCUGCUGCCCUGCCUUGGUGUCUGCACAGCUCUGUAUUUGCGAGAUAACAAUAUCUCAGAUCGAGGAAUCUGCACACUGACUGAGUAUGCUCUCCAUUGUGAGCAGCUGCAGAAGCUAGCUCUCUUCAACAACAAGCUCACGGAUGGCUGUGCCUACUCCAUAGCCAAGCUCCUUGCACACAGGCAGAACUUCUUGUCACUGAGGGUGGGGAACAAUAACAUUACGGCUGCUGGAGCCCAGGUGCUGGCCCAGGGGCUGAAGAGCAACACCUCCUUGCAGUUCCUGGGGUUCUGGGGCAACAGUGUGGGCGAUAAGGGUGCCCACGCCCUGGCUGAAGCGGUGGCAGGUCACCAGAGCAUCAAGUGGCUCAGCCUGGUGGGGAACAACAUUGGCAGUGAGGGAGCCCUAGCCCUAGCACUGAUGUUGGAGAAGAACAAGUCACUGGAGGAACUCUGCCUGGAGGAAAACCAUGUCUGUGACGAAGGGGUGUAUUUUCUCGCAGAAGGACUGAAGAGAAAUGCAAGUUUGAAAAUCUUGAAGCUGUCCAACAAUGGCAUUAGCUACCGGGGUGCAGAAGCCCUCCUGCAGGCCCUCAGCAGGAAUGGUACCAUCCUGGAAGUUUGGCUCCGAGGGAACACCUUCUCUCCGGAGGAAGUUGAAACACUCAGCUCCAGUGACAGCAGACUCCUGCUAUGAAGUCUCAGCCUUGGAGGCUUGGACUCUGGAGGCAGUAUCCCUGUGCUGCUCAGAGCUGGACACCCCCCCAAGCACUAUAGUUUCCUUCUGAUAGCAGGAAAGGGUGCUCCAGUGUGCUCCAGAAUUGGCUUUUCCCAAGGAUGCGUGAUGGUUGGACUUGGUUGACUGAACUGGUUUAAGAGACACUUGGGACUAGAGGACCACAUUUCUGUGGGGUGUCUAGAGAGGACAGUGACUGAGAGAGAGAGGUCCUGACUGAAUGUGGGCAACAUCAUCCACUGGGUGCCCCAUGGGAGGAAGCUGAGGGAGGAGGAUGCCAUACUUGCAUGAGUGAGCUCUUCUUCCUGAGUGAGGACUUCUGUGGCUGCUGCCAUCACCUUUGGACAGCAGACUCCGGCUUCUUUGGUCUUCCGACAUGGACCCAGAACCAGUGGCAUUUCAAGGAGCUCCCAGGCCUCAGCUUCUCGGUCCUGGCAGGUACCAGAGUCUCUGCCUUUCCAGAUGGUCACUGUUGGACUACCCAGUCCUGAUGAUACUCUGAGCAUGGGAUGAACACUCUGACAGGAUGUGGCUGGCCUCUAGCUGAACGGCCAGGGUUCUGAUGGGGGUCAGUCAGACCUAUGGAUGUUAACUCAGGGCCUGUUGGUGUAGAGACCUAGACUCUCAUGCAAGACACCACCUCCUCUUCUCUCUUGGAGAGGAAUAUCCAGGAAGCAGCUUUUUAGCUACGUCUGGACUCAGCUCACCCUCUAAGGCCAUCCAACUCUGCCCCCCCCACUCACCCUGCACGAGGACCAACAGGACCUCACCCCAGACAGCCAACACAAUACCUAUCCUUCUCUUCUUUCUUAACACAAACAACAGCCAUUUGCCCUCAGGAUGUUCUGGAUUUACAAGGAAAACAUGACCACAUUCCAGCUGGGACCACAUGUGGACUUUGGUUUCCAGUAACAUCAAUUACUCUGUAGCUGAGCCUUUGGAAUCAGGUCCUCCCUCAGCUACAGCUUUUUAAAGUUAAUCUGGGCUAGAAUUUCAAACAACCCCAGUGGGCCUCGAGUUGCUGCCUGUGAACUGAACUGUAACAACGGACUUCUGAAACAUAUUCCUAAAAGACAGCUCCAUUUUAUCUGUGACAGAGUGCUUUAGGACAUAGAGUCAGGGGUUGGACAUCUAUGGGGGACAAAACCAGGCCUUUUUUUUCUAAGCCAGGACUUUUUGUGGUUUUCAAAUUGUCACCGCUGUAAUUUGUAAAUUAUAGAAAUGUUACUGCCUUCCAUAUCAUUGUGUGUGAAAGCAAGUUAAUAUUUAUAAACUGCAUUGUUUUAUUAUAAGUUGGUAUUUUCAUAGACAAUGUGAUCAUGAACUUUCUGUUAUAAAUAACCACAGAGGUGAAAACUGUUGAGUUCCCAAAGCUGUGUUAAUUAUGAUGAAACAUUUAAAAGUACCCCUAAACCUGUCAAA
This is a messenger RNA of Mesocricetus auratus (golden hamster), 4762 nucleotides long. RefSeq names its product nucleotide binding oligomerization domain containing 2 (gene Nod2). NCBI's taxonomy places the organism in Eukaryota, Metazoa, Chordata, Mammalia, Rodentia, Cricetidae. Gene Ontology annotation, molecular function: protein binding. Gene Ontology annotation, cellular component: cytosol. Gene Ontology annotation, biological process: positive regulation of canonical NF-kappaB signal transduction; defense response to bacterium; regulation of apoptotic process. The transcript has 13 exons. The coding region runs from base 263 to 3301 and encodes 1012 amino acids. The record is from RefSeq and is a predicted model, not a curated record.